AGCCCGCGCCGCGCCGCGCCGAGGAAGGCCCGGCCGCGCCGUGUCGCGCCGUGUCGCGCCGCCGGGGGAGCGCCGGGCGCCGCCGCCGCGAUGCCGCUGUACGAGGGCCUGGGCAGCGGCGGGGAGAAGACGGCCGUGGUGGUAGACCUGGGCGAGGCCUUCACCAAGUGUGGUUUUGCAGGAGAAACAGGACCAAGAUGUAUUAUUCCUAGUGAAAUAAAGAAACCUGAUGUCCCUAAGCCUAUCAAAGUCGUUCAAUAUAAUAUUAAUACAGAAGAAUUAUAUUCGUAUCUGAAGGAAUUUAUUCAUAUGCUGUAUUUCAGACAUCUACUGGUGAAUCCGAGAGACCGUCGUGUUGUAAUCAUAGAGUCUGUCUUAUGCCCGUCACACUUCAGAGACACACUCACAAGGGUCCUUUUCAAGCAUUUUGAGGUACCUUCUGUUUUGUUUGCUCCAAGUCAUCUAAUGUCUCUCCUGACACUUGGGAUCAAUUCUGCCAUGGUGUUGGACUGUGGAUAUGCAGAAGGCUUGGUGCUGCCUAUAUAUGAGGGAAUCCCAAUUCUGAGCUGCUGGGGUGCCCUUCCUUUGGGAGGAAGGGCUAUCCACAGGGAGCUGGAAUAUCAGCUGUUGGAGCAAUGCACAGUUGAUACAGGAUUAGCCAAAGGACAAAGCCUUCCGUCUGUGAUGGGCUCAGUUCCAGAAGACAUAGUCGAGGAUAUAAAAGUCCGCACUUGUUUUGUGAGUGAUCUCCAGCGUGGACUGAAAAUCCAAGCAGCGAAGUUCAACAUUGAUGGCAGUGCUGAGCGUCCUUCUCCGCCUCCGGAUGUGGACUAUCCGUUAGAUGGAGAAAAGAUUCUGCAUGUAGUUGGCUCUAUCAGAGACUCCGUUGUCGAAAUACUGUUUGAACAGGAUAAUGAAGAGAAAUCUGUUGCCACUUUAAUCUUAGAUUCACUCAUUCAGUGCCCAAUAGACACCAGGAAGCAGCUGGCGGAGAAUUUGGUAGUUAUUGGUGGCACUGCUAUGUUGCCAGGAUUCCUGCACAGGCUAAUGGCUGAAAUCAGAUACCUGGUAGAGAAACCAAAAUACAAAGAAGCACUUGCCACUAAGACCUUCAGGAUUCACACUCCACCUGCCAAACCCAACUGUGUGGCAUGGCUGGGAGGAGCCAUUUUUGGAGCACUUCAGGACAUACUUGGGAGCCGUUCUGUGUCCAAAGAGUAUUACAGCCAAACAGGCCGCAUACCUGACUGGUGCUGUCUCAAUAAUCCUCCACUGGAAAUGAUGUUUGAUGUUGGAAAAGCACCGCCACCGCUGAUGAAGAGGGCUUUUUCUACUGAGAAAUGAUCACCUAAAUGCUACACAAGAGUUCUCUUUGUCUGUUUCCAUUACAUAUAUAUUCAGUGGAAUUUUUUUUGUAUUAAGUAGUUUGUGCGUAACACGUAAAAAUGACCUAUGUGGAUGUUUCUUGGGAGCAUGGCGGUAGGUAAUAACACUGUACUCUAGAACUGUAUCCAGUUAUAGUUUAGAAACUUAACUCUGGCAAAUAACUUGAUAUUUUGUUCUCUUCUGAGGAAAUUAUAUGUAGUCAUGACUUGUUACCUAUGAUUUAUUAUUUAUCUGUACAGUAAAUUACAUUGUUGAGAGAA
Molecule: messenger RNA, 1646 nt
Organism: Dromaius novaehollandiae (emu)
Lineage: Eukaryota; Metazoa; Chordata; Aves; Casuariiformes; Dromaiidae
Gene: ACTR10
Product: actin related protein 10
Exons: 13
Coding region: 91-1344 (417 amino acids)
Biological process (GO): retrograde axonal transport of mitochondrion
Cellular component (GO): dynactin complex
Source: RefSeq, a predicted model, not a curated record